GACCUCCGAGCUGAAACGCCCCUUGGGGACCUGUGGCAUCAUGACUUCUGGGGCAGUAGGCUGAGCAGCAACACCAGCCACAAGUCCUACCGACCUCUCACCGUCCUGACUUUCAGGGCUCGCUCUGGCAGUACACAUAGAAAAGUGGAACACUACAGAGAGGAUUAGCGUGGCCCCUGCACAAGGAUGACGCAAAGCGUUCCGUACUUGGUACACUUCUUGGAGGUGGGACCCUUUGCUGGUUAACACCAAGAAAAUGAUGUGAGUGAAAACAACAUGUGGCAUCUAAUGAAACUGAUUUUUUUCCACUACGAGAAAAAAGGUAUAAAUUCCAAUAUACAGAAAUAAAAUGAAGCUAAAAACAAUCUAACCCCCCCCCACCAUUAAUCAGGGAGCUAUUUCCAUUAAAUAAAUUUGUUCGCCCCACAAAAGUUCCCUUUCCUAGCUGUUUCUUGGGUGCAUUAGAUAGUAGUGUAUAGAUCUCAUUGAAGCAUGGAAGUGAUGAAUUGGAACCGCUGGUACUUGAAAAGCAGUCAGAAAUAAGGACCCCUGACAACAAGCAAGUGUUUCAUUGGACAGAAGAGUGGUGGACAAACUGCAAUUUUAUUGAGCAAGUUACGUGACUGUCCCUGUGAAGGUCCCUGUGGGCUGGCCGAUUAACUACUAUUUGUCCGGAGGCUUCCACCCUGUGAGUUUCCACGUGGUCAACAUCCUCCUGCAUGGUGGCAUCUCUGUCCUCAUGGUGGAUGUCUUCUCGGUGCUGUUCGGCGGCCUGCAGUACACCAGUAAAGGCCGGAGGUUAAACCUGGCCCCGAGGUCGUCCCUGCUGGCCGCACUGCUGUUUGCCGUGCAUCCAGUGCACACCGAGUGUGUUGCUGGUGUUGUCGGCCGCGCAGACCUCCUGGGUGCCCUGUUCUUUCUGUUAUCUUUCCUUGGCUACUGUAAAGCAUUUAGAGAACAUAACAAGGAGGGAACACAUUCUACCUUCUGGGUGUUGCUGAGUAUCCUCCUGGGAGCACUGGCCAUGCUGUGCAAAGAGCAAGGGAUCACCGUGCUGGGGUUGAAUGCCGUCUUUGACAUCUUGGUGAUAGGCAAAUUAAAUGUUCUGGAAAUUGUCCGGAAGGUACUACAUAAGGACAAGUCAUUAGAGAGCAUUGGCAUGCUCAGGAAUGGGGGCCUCCUCUUCAGAAUGACCCUCCUGGCCUCGGGGGGAGCAGGGGUGCUCUUCGUGCGCUGGAGAAUCAUGGGCACCGGGCCACCGGCGUUCACCGAGGUGGACAACCCCGCCUCCUUCGCCGAGAGCAUAUUCGUCAGGGCCAUAAACUAUAAUUACUACUAUUCAUUGAAUGCCUGGCUGCUGCUGUGCCCCUGGUGGCUGUGUUUUGAUUGGUCAAUGGGCUGCAUCCCCCUCAUUAAGUCAGUCGGUGACUGGAGGGUAAUUGCACUAGCAGCUCUCUGGAUCUGCCUAAUUGGGCUAAUACGCCAAGCCCUGUGCUCUGAAGACAGCCACAGAAGAAGGAUCCUUACGCUGGGCCUGGGAUUUCUCAUUAUCCCAUUUCUUCCUGCAAGUAACCUGUUCUUCCGAGUGGGCUUUGUGGUUGCAGAGAGAGUCCUGUACCUCCCCAGUGCUGGGUACUGCAUGCUGCUGACUUUCGGAUUUGGAACUCUCAGUAAACACACGAAGAAAAAGAAACUAGUUGCUGCUUUUGUACUGGGAAUUUUGUUCAUAAACACACUGAGGUGCAUGAUUCGCAGCGGCGACUGGCGGAGUGAAGAGCAGCUUUUCAGAAGUGCCCUGUCUGUGUGUCCUCUCAAUGCCAAGGUUCACUACAAUGUUGGCAAAAACCUGGCCGAUAAAGGCAAUCAGACAGCCGCCGUCAGAUAUUACCGGGAAGCUGUGAGAUUAAAUCCCAAGUACGUUCAUGCCAUGAAUAAUCUUGGAAAUAUCUUAAAAGAAAGGAACGAGCUACAGGAAGCGGAGGAGCUGCUGUCUUUGGCUGUACAAAUACAGCCGGACUUUGCUGCCGCCUGGAUGAAUUUAGGCAUAGUGCAGAACAGCCUGAAACGGUUCGAAGCUGCUGAGCAGAGUUACCGGACAGCAAUCAAACACAGAAGGAAAUACCCGGAUUGUUACUACAACCUCGGGCGUCUGUAUGCAGAUCUGAAUCGUCAUGUGGAUGCAUUGAACGCCUGGAGAAAUGCUACUGUGCUGAAACCGGAGCACAGUUUGGCCUGGAACAACAUGAUCAUACUUCUUGACAAUACAGGUAAUUUAGCCCAGGCUGAAGCAGUUGGACGAGAGGCACUGGAGCUGAUCCCUAACGACCACUCUCUGAUGUUCUCGUUGGCGAAUGUGCUGGGGAAGUCACAGAAAUACAAGGAAUCUGAAGCUUUAUUCCUCAAAGCAAUUAAAGCUCAUCCAAAUGCUGCAAGUUACCAUGGCAAUUUGGCUGUGCUUUAUCAUCGUUGGGGACAUCUAGACUUGGCCAAAAAACACUAUGAGAUCUCUCUGCAGCUUGACCCCACUGCAUCAGGAACUAAGGAGAAUUAUGGUCUCCUAAGAAGAAAGCUAGAGCAGAUGCAAAAAAAAGACGUCUGAUCCUUUUUCCUUCAUUUUUUGAGUUUGUGCGUGUUUGCAUGAGGCAUAUCUUUAAUGUUAUGUGGUUGUGUUUAACCAUUUAAAAGUCUUACUUGUUUAUUUUAUUGGGUUUUUCUUUCCUAGGAAAACAAAGACAUGCAAAAAGAUUACAGCACCAGCAAUAUAAUCUUGAAUGCUUGAUGUGGUUUUUGCAUUGAAAUUGUAUUUUUUCAGACAACUCAAAUGUAAAUUGUAAAAUUCCAAGUAUGAAGUCUUUUUUAAUUAAAAAUAAAAAGAGAAAAAAAUUAUCUUGAGCAACUUCAGUAGAAUUAAACCUGCAUUUGGGAUGUGA
Messenger RNA from Equus quagga, 2930 nucleotides. RefSeq names its product transmembrane O-mannosyltransferase targeting cadherins 4 (gene TMTC4). Bases 740 to 2599 code for a protein of 619 amino acids. Gene Ontology annotation, molecular function: mannosyltransferase activity; protein binding. Gene Ontology annotation, biological process: endoplasmic reticulum unfolded protein response; protein O-linked glycosylation via mannose. The transcript is spliced from 17 exons. The record is from RefSeq and is a predicted model, not a curated record. Gene Ontology annotation, cellular component: endoplasmic reticulum. NCBI's taxonomy places the organism in Eukaryota, Metazoa, Chordata, Mammalia, Perissodactyla, Equidae.